CGUCUUCGGAGCUGGGAGCCUCUUCGCGUGAGCGCUUUUCCAGAGCCCGCCUCCCACCCACAGCUGGACCUGCCCAUUUCCACCAGUACAUGCACAUCAUUGGUCCGCAGAAGUUUCGUUUCUCCGUUUCUACGAUUUUAGUGGACGAAGGACAUGUCAUUAAACGAAAAAAAACGCGUGCUUUGAUUGUUGGAAAUUGAUGCUCCCAAAAACUCAGGAUGAUUACUGUUCAAGCUGGAAAGGAUGCUGUGGGUAAAUACGCAAAACAUUUGCACGCUUUUGGAACAAGAAAACUUUUAUUGCAGCUGGUCAUCUUAUCGUUUUCAUUUUUCUGUAACAUCCAGACGUCUAAUAAGCAGACAGAAGCUCCGCGGCGGUUGCUGUCUCAAAGGGUGAUUUCAAAGAGUGACCUUGCGUAGAGGAAAAUCUGAAGUUCAGAUGCAGAAAUCGGCAGCCGCCUUCGGGAUGCUCGGCCAGCAUGAAGCCCCCGCGUCCGUUCAGCUUCCCGGCCUCAGUUUCUCCGUGUAUAGUGUCAAGAGAAGCGGGGAAGGUGCUGCCGAGUCCAGCAGGACCUCCGGCGACACCGCCAACGCCAAGACCCCCGCUCCGUGUGACCGCUACCCCCAAGCGCGGAAAGCGGCCCGGGCCGCCUUCCGUCCGGACGCAGCGCAAGGUAACGGGGGCAGCCAUCUCUUCUCCCCUGGGAAGAAAGAGGGGGCAGAGGUGGGAGCUGCGAGUGGAGAGUGCGUGCUGGGGGGGCCCGGGCACGCAGGCAGCCAGCCAGGAGAUGCACAUUUUACCGCUGCCUGUGAACACGCCACACCGGCCCUCUGUCUUCAUGGCAACCAGCACCAUGACAGGUCCUCCGGCUUCCCGGGGGCAUUCCUAGCACUGGGGGUCGGCCGCCCGCCUCAGCACAUCAAACAGGAGCGGUACAAGCCCGCGCUGGGGGUUCCAUGCAGCUCCGAACUUGUCCCCUGCGCUGAGGGGGCGGGGACAGGUGGGGGCCUCGCCCCUCCCAAGGGCACACUGUCAUCCUGCUCAUUUAAUAAUGAAGGCUGCCCCUCCCCUGGGUCUCUGUCCCCUGCCCGUCAGUCGGUGCGGGCUCAGCAUGCCGGCGGCCUGAGGAGGCGGGGCCUGUCGGCGGCCCCGGUCAGUGCCGCUGCUACGGAAGGGAUCGAUAUCACCGCCAUCAUCUGCUCGCCGCAGAUGUCCGUGGUGGCGCGCGUCAACGGCCUGAGGACUGGCUCCCCUGGCCACCCGCUCCCACUCAGCCCACGGCCUCGUUCGCCGGCCCCCUGCUUGCUCUCCUUCUGCUCCACCUCCUCUUCUUCAUCCUCCCUGUCGGCGGAGCCUGGCGACCCAGAGCGGAGUCUCAGCGAGGGCCGGGGCCCCAUGCAGCCGCCACCGCGCCCCCCCUCCCCUGGCAGCGGCCGAGCCGGCUGAGGCCUGGGCUUCCUGCGGCCGGACGUGCAGCCGGGGCUCUUGGCGAGCUGCCAGCGUGGUGGCGGCUCCCUGAAACAGGAGCCCAACGAUGAGCUCUCGCCGGCGGAGGACGAGCUGUAUCUGCCGCCGCCCAGCCUCCCCCCGCCAUACCACCUGCACCAGUACUUCACCCCAGGCAUGGGCUCCCUGCUGCCAGUACCUGCCGCGCUGCCCGCCAAGGCCCCCGGCCCGGUCGGAGCUCCGGACAGUGAGGAGGACGCCGGUGCCCCUGGGGACCGGCAGGCUUGCCGCUGGAUCGACUGCAGCGCUGCCUACGGCCAGCAGGAGGAGCUGGUGAGGCACAUCGAAAAAGUGCACAUCGACCAGCGCAAGGGUGAGGACUUCACCUGCUUCUGGGCCGGCUGCGUGCGCCGCUACAAGCCCUUCAAUGCCCGCUACAAGCUGCUGAUCCACAUGCGAGUCCACUCCGGGGAGAAGCCCAACAAGUGCAUGUUCGAGGGUUGCAGCAAGGCCUUCUCACGCUUAGAGAACCUGAAGAUCCACCUGCGAAGUCACACGGGCGAGAAGCCGUACCUCUGCCAGCACCCUGGCUGCCAUAAGGCCUUCAGCAACUCCAGCGACCGCGCUAAGCACCAGCGCACCCACCUGGACACGAAGCCCUACGCCUGUCAGAUCCCAGGCUGCUCCAAGCGCUACACGGACCCCAGCUCAUUACGGAAGCACGUGAAGGCCCACUCAGCCAAGGAGCAGCAGGUGCGUAAGAAGCUGCGACCAUGCCCUCACAUGGAGUCGGAGGUCCUCGGCGAGUGCCUGGCCAUGCAUCACCUGCACAGCUCCAGCUCCCCGCAGCACACCCCCAACGGGAAGGCGACCCGCUCUCCGGUCCUGGGCCAGGACGUAUACACAGCAAUGUAUGCCGGCCCGCACAGCGGGGCCACACCCACACCGCUCCCAUCCAAUCACAGCUUGGCGUCCACGCAGCCUGGUCUGGAAGCCUGCGUCGGGGGCCCCCACAGCCACCUGCCCCCCCUGUCUGCUGUAGAGAACACCCGCGACGGGCUCGGAACUCCCCUCCUGCCCCCAGGCAUCAGACCCAUCCGGACCCCUGGACCAUCCAUGCUGCCUUUGGACAAACAGACUCCGCCUACUGACCAGCACCACCUUCCCACCCAGCACAAACCCUACACCCACUUCAGCGACCCCUCAGGCCAUGAAGGUUACCAGGGCAGCUUUCACAGUUGCUUCCAUUACGGAGACAGUUACAGAAUGGAACCAUCUGUGAGUGAUGUCCAUGUAUCCGGAGAUGGCCACUGCUUUAGCUCCCACCGGCAGAAUGGCUACCCUGUGUCCAUCUCCAGCGGCCCGGCCAGUGGCUUCGGUGUGGUCCGAGAUAUGCAGGAGUUCACCUGCAGCCCAGAGGAGACCAUCUUCUUCCAGGUGGGCGGCUUUGACCGCUGCUUGAACCAGAUCUCCUCGGUCUACACGGAGACGUGAGAGGCAGGGCGUGUUGUGGGAUCCUAUCAGCGUAUCGCCGCCCUGCCUUGUCCCUCCUCCUCCUCUUCCAUACCCUCCUCACACUCCUCUUCCUCCUCUUCACACUCCUCACUCUCCUUCUUCUCAUCCUCCUCAUCCCCUUUCUCCUCCAUAUCCUCCUUAUCCUCUUCAUCCUCCUCAUCCUCUCCUGCCCCUGCCUGCUCUCUCUGAGGGCUACUGAUUUAGCUCCCUAUUCUUUUUGGAACUACUGCAUGUGUCUGUAUUGAAAAUGUAUCUUUUUGCCGUGUUUUGUCAUUGAAGCGGAUUUUUUGCUGUCUGUUGUGAGUGUGUUACCACUUAGGCUGAAUUUGUUUUUGUGUCUGUGAAGCUGAUUGGGAUAGAUAUGUGGCUUUAGGGAACACUGAUAGCCCAACAAAAUCAGUCAGCCAUCUCAAACAACUUCUGGCAUCAUGUAAAAAAUGUACAGUUUGUUUAAAACAAUUAUUCUAAAUUGUUCAUAUAUUUUCAUGUUUUAAAUAAAUGCUUGUUCAAUUAU
Brienomyrus brachyistius is the source of this 3475-nucleotide messenger RNA. RefSeq names its product zinc finger protein GLIS1 (gene glis1a). Gene Ontology annotation, molecular function: RNA polymerase II cis-regulatory region sequence-specific DNA binding; DNA-binding transcription factor activity, RNA polymerase II-specific. Gene Ontology annotation, cellular component: nucleus. Gene Ontology annotation, biological process: regulation of transcription by RNA polymerase II. The record is from RefSeq and is a predicted model, not a curated record. Lineage: Eukaryota; Metazoa; Chordata; Actinopteri; Osteoglossiformes; Mormyridae.